AUUCCAUGGCCUGGAUGUCGGUGCGCAUGCGCGAGCGCCUAGCUGCGCGCAGCCACGCACGCGACCCCAGUCUGAGGUGCGGGGUCCUGGGCCCGGCGCGGGUGGCCGCCGCGGCCCCUCGGGCUGCGUGGGGAGGGGGCUUCCGCCCCUGUUGUCAUUGCUCCUGCAGCCUCUUCGCUGGGACUGCGCGACACCGCCCCCCGACUGGGUGCCAGCUGUGUGCCAGGCCGGGUGCUGGGCACGGUCCCGUCUCUUAGCCCAUUCGGGCCUCCCCAGCCCCGCGAGUGCCCUAUAAGGACUGCCAGGCAAUAAUGAAGGUUCUUUUGCUGAAGGAUGCGAAGGAAGACGACUGUGGCCAGGAUCCGUAUAUCAGGGAAUUAGGAUUAUAUGGACUUGAAGCCACUUUGAUCCCUGUUUUAUCAUUUGAGUUUUUGUCUCUUCCCAGUUUCUCUGAGAAGCUUUCUCAUCCUGAAGAUUACGGGGGACUCAUUUUUACCAGCCCCAGAGCAGUGGAAGCAGCAGAGUUAUGUUUGGAGCAAAACAAUAAAACUGAAGUCUGGGAAAGGUCUCUGAAAGAAAAAUGGAAUGCCAAGUCAGUGUAUGUGGUUGGAAAUGCUACUGCUUCUCUAGUGAGUAAAAUUGGCCUGGAUACAGAAGGAGAAACCUGUGGAAAUGCAGAAAAGCUUGCAGAAUAUAUUUGUUCCAGGGAGUCCUCAGCACUGCCUCUUCUAUUUCCCUGUGGAAACCUCAAAAGAGAAAUCCUGCCAAAAGCGCUCAAGGACAAAGGGAUUGCCAUGGAAAGCAUAACUGUGUAUCAGACAAUUGCACACCCAGGAAUGCAAGGGAACCUGAACAGCUACUAUUCCCAGCAGGGGGUUCCAGCCAGCAUCACAUUUUUUAGUCCCUCUGGCCUCACAUACAGUCUCAAGCACAUUCAGGAGUUAUCUGGUGACAAUAUCGAUCAAAUUAAGCUCCUGGACGGAGGAGAGUUGCUGAAGAAGUUCGUGCAGGGAAGGAAUAAAGGAUCACACAGGAAUUUGAGAGCCAAAGUAAAGUGCAACUGCCCCCCCCCAGGCCCAGAGGGGCUAGCAGUGAGAACUGAAGAUGUUCCCUCUGGACCUUCCGGCCACAGCUCAUUGAUGAGACAUGUUCUCAGACAGUGUUAUAGAAGAGCUGGAGCUCCAGUAGGCAUCUUGGGCCCUGAGAUGACAUUGGGGAAAGAAAGUUUUCUGGAACAAGGUGACACUGUGGGCACAAAAACUAUCCCAACUCUAGACUUCUUGAGUGUAAAAGACAUAUCGACUUCUAUCUUGUUUAAGCCACUAUUACUACGAGAUUUUUUCUUUUACAAUCAAAUCUAAAUGAUAAAAUAAUCAAGUGAAUUGGUAGAGUAAACAUCAAGAUAAACCGUUUCCGAGUUUGAAUAAAAUGCCCUUUUAAGAAAAUCUUGGCCUGGUGCAGUGGCUCAUGCCUGUAAUCCCAGCACUUCAAGAGGCCGAGGCGGGAUGAUCACUUCGAGAUCAGCCUGGCUGACAUGGUGAAACCCCAUCUCUACUAAAAAUUCAGAAACUUAGCUGGGUAUGGUGGUGCACGUAUGUAAUCCCAGCUAUUCAGGAGGCUGAGACAGGAGAAUUGCUUGAACUUGGGAGGCGGAGGUUGCAGUGAGCCAAGAUGGCGCCACUGCACUCUAGCCUGGGCGAUAGAGCGAGACUCCAUCUCAAAAAAAAAAAAAAGAAAAGAAAAAGAAAAGUUUGGUUACUAGAAGUCCCUCAUAUACUUACUGUUGAAUCUUUUUAUCAAGUUCAAUUUUAAGCUGUGUAUUUGCAUAUUAUUUAUAGAUUUAUGCCUUGUGCAAUUAUAUAAAGUGUUUGAAAAGCAACUG
Pan troglodytes (chimpanzee) is the source of this 1882-nucleotide messenger RNA. RefSeq names its product uroporphyrinogen III synthase (gene UROS). Gene Ontology annotation, molecular function: uroporphyrinogen-III synthase activity. The coding region runs from base 312 to 1361 and encodes 349 amino acids. The record is from RefSeq and is a predicted model, not a curated record. NCBI's taxonomy places the organism in Eukaryota, Metazoa, Chordata, Mammalia, Primates, Hominidae. The transcript has 11 exons. Gene Ontology annotation, cellular component: cytosol. Gene Ontology annotation, biological process: uroporphyrinogen III biosynthetic process.